CUAAAAGAUUCGAAUCAUCAAAACGAUUCGUUUGGCAUCCUCAGAUCCGCGCUCGCGCCACAGAGACACAAGCGCCAGGGGACAUGACGGUGAUUACAACGCUGUAGCAGUUGGUACAGCACUUUCCUCACAGUACAAAUCUACAAUGGACGGUUCGGUGAACUCUAGUAACGAGUCUUGUUUCCCUCCGAGUGUUUGUGAGGAAGACGCGCUCGAGCCCGCGGUUCCUCACCUGGUGGACGCCUGGCUCGUGCCGCUGGUCUUCAUCAUCAUCAUGCUGCUGGGACUGUUGGGUAACGCACUGGUUCUGCACGUGAUCUGUAAUCACAGGAAAAUGUGGACAGCGACAAACAUAUAUAUAGCUAACCUGGCGAUGACGGACAUCACCUUUCUGGUUUGCUGUGUGCCUUUCACUGCUGUGCUUUAUCCAUUACCAAGCUGGAUCUUUGGAAAUUUCAUGUGUAAAUUUGUCAGCUACAUUCAACAGGUAUCUGCACAGGCCACAUGUGUAACACUGACAGUGAUGAGUGUGGAUCGUUGGUAUGUCACUGUGUAUCCGCUGCGCUCCCUGCAGUGUCGCACGCCGAGAGUUGCCACUGUGGUGAACCUGGGAAUCUGGAUAGGAUCUUUCUUGGUGUCUCUGCCAGUGCCACUGUACACUAGGACGUUAGCUGGAGAAUGGUUUGGUCCUCAGGUAUUCUGCACUGAGAUUUUUCCCACAACAACUCACAAGAAAGCUUUCAUCCUGUACAACUUCCUGGCGGUGUAUCUGCUCCCACUGGUGACCAUCUGUGUGUGUUAUCUGGUCAUGUUGUACCAGAUGGGCCGGCCAGCUGUGGAGCCUGUUGACAAUAAUUAUCAGCUCCAGAUUCAGACGGAGCGCAGUGCAGCUGUAAGAGCAAAAGUAUCCCGUAUGGUGCUGGUGAUUGUACAGCUGUUUAUUGUGUGCUGGGGUCCCAUCCAGCUGUUCAUCCUGACACAGGCAUUUAGCCCACACUUCCGUCAGGACUACUACACAUACAAAGUGAAGAUAUGGGCACACUGCAUGUCCUACAGCAACUCGUGCAUUAAUCCCAUAGUCUACGCCUUUAUGGGUGCCAACUUCCGCAAGGCAUUCAAGAAGACUUGUCACUGCUGUUUUAAACAGCGUGUAACUGUCACCCAGCAGCCAAAUGUAAACGGGAACACUGAGAUGCACUACGUGUCAUAGAGUAGAGUAGCUCUGUGUGUGUGUGUGUGUGUGUG
This is a messenger RNA of Tachysurus vachellii, 1245 nucleotides long. RefSeq names its product G-protein coupled receptor 54-like. Gene Ontology annotation, molecular function: G protein-coupled peptide receptor activity. Gene Ontology annotation, cellular component: membrane. Gene Ontology annotation, biological process: neuropeptide signaling pathway. Lineage: Eukaryota; Metazoa; Chordata; Actinopteri; Siluriformes; Bagridae. The transcript has 5 exons. Bases 146 to 1210 code for a protein of 354 amino acids. The record is from RefSeq and is a predicted model, not a curated record.